AUGCUGCCGCCGAAUUGGGCAGAGCACAAAGACCCUACAACGGGCAAAGCGUACUACUACAACUCCGUCACGAAGGCCGUGCGACGGGAGGGGAGGGGUGGGAAUCGUCGGGAUUUGUCGCAGGAGACGACCUGGAGCAGGCCAGCUUCAAGCAUUGGAGCCCCGCCUCCACCAGCACCCCCAGGUGGCCCCGGCACACCCAAGGCACCACUUGCGCCAUCCCUGAGCGGCCCGAAGCCCUUGACACCGCUUGGGGCACCUGCGGCUCCCAAGCUGCCCUCGGGUCCGGCGCCACCGGCGCCAGGAUCGCGACCAGGACUCGGUCCCGCUGCGCCAGCUCCACCCGGAGGUCUCUCGAGACCCACCGUUUCCAUCGCAUCUCCCAGCCCUGGAGCUCCACUAGCGCCCAAAGCACCCUUAGCACCGGGUGCUCCUGGAGCUCCUUUGGCACCCAAGCCAGCUGUUCCCCCAGCCCCGGGUGCGCCGGGUGCUCCAAGGGCACCUGGAGCACCUGGCGCUCCCCUGACUCCAGCUCUACCAGCCGAGUGGACAGAGCACAAGGACCCAGUUACUGGCAAGACGUACUAUUAUAACAAGAUCACCAAAGAGACCACCUGGGAAAAGCCAGCACCAAAGCCGGCCGCCCCGCUUGCACCUGGUGCUCCCAAAGCGCCUUUGGCUCCUGGCGCGCCAUUGGCACCAGCAGCUCCGAAAGACGACUGGACAGAACACAAGGAUCCGGUCACGGGCAAGACGUAUUACUACAACAAGAUAACCAAGGAGACGACGUGGGACAAGCCAGCACCCAAACUGGCCGCCACCACGCCUUUGGCACCAAAAGCACCUUUGGCUCCAGGUGCACCACCAGCUCCCGAUUUGAAGGAUGAUUGGACAGAGCACAAGGAUCCGGUGACUGGGAAGACUUACUACUACAACAAGCUAACCAAGGAGACGACCUGGGACAAGCCAGCACCUAAACUUGCGGCUACCACUCCACUGGCCCCGGCCGCACCAAGGGCACCGGGAGCACCCGGAGCACCGCCGGCGCCCGGCGCAAGUGAUUGGACCGAGCACAAGGACCCUGUCACGGGCAAGACGUACUACUACAACAAGAUCACGAAGGAGACUACCUGGGACAAACCUGCGGCUAUGGCAGCUAAGCCUGCCCUCCCGGCCCCACUGGCACCAGCGGGACUGCCCCCAAACUGGGAAGAGCACAAAGAUCCCAGCACAGGCAAGACGUACUACUACAACAAGGUGACCCGAGAAACCACUUGGGACAAACCGAAAGGUGCCGCGGCACCAGCAGCUCCCGCAGCACCUGGAGUUGGAGGUUUGCCGCCGGAGUGGGAGGAGCACAAGGAUCCGGGCAGUGGGAAGACGUUCUACUACAACAAGAUCACGAAGGAGACCUCUUGGGACAAACCCGCUCCGAAGCCUGGUCUUGCACCUGCGGCUCCCAGUGCACCAGGUGGAGGUUUGCCCGCCAACUGGGAGGAGCACAAGGACCCAUCCACUGGGAAGACCUUCUACUACAACAAGGUGACCAAGGAGACUUCCUGGGACAAGCCCGCAGGUUUUUCGGCAGCUGCACCCCCUGAUGCCGGGGGCUUGCCACCAAACUGGGAGGAGCACAAGGACCCCUCCACCGGUAAGGUGUUUUACUACAACAAGAUCACGAAGGAGACCUCUUGGGACAAACCGAAGGGUGCAGCGGCACCAGCAGCUCCCGCAGCACCUGGAGUUGGAGGUUUGCCGCCUGAGUGGGAGGAGCACAAAGAUCCAAGUAGUGGGAAGACGUUUUACUACAACAAGACGACAAAGGAGACCUCGUGGGAUAAGCCUGCGCCGAAGCCUGCUCUUGCACCUGCGCUCAAGCCAGCUCCGCUGGGAGGCCUGCCUCCCAAUUGGGAAGAGCACAAAGACCCCUCCACCGGGAAGAUUUUCUAUUACAACAAGGUCACCAAGGAGACUUGCUGGGACAAGCCCAAGGGUGCUUCCGCGUCGGCGGCUCCAGCAGGUCUUCCACCAAAUUGGGAAGAGCACAAGGACCCCUCCACCGGUAAGGUGUUUUACUACAACAAGAUCACGAAGGAGACCUCUUGGGACAAACCGAAGGGUGCAGCGGCACCAGCAGCUCCCGCAGCACCUGGAGUUGGAGGUUUGCCGCCUGAGUGGGAGGAGCACAAAGAUCCAAGUAGUGGGAAGACGUUUUACUACAACAAGACGACAAAGGAGACCUCGUGGGAUAAGCCCGCGCCGAAGCCUGCUCUUGCACCUGCUCUCAAGCCAUCUCCGCUGGGAGGCCUGCCUCCCAACUGGGAGGAGCACAAAGACCCAUCCACUGGGAAGAUUUUCUAUUACAACAAGGUGACGAAGGAGACUUCCUGGGACAAGCCCAAGGGUGCUUCCGCGUCGGCGGCUCCAGCAGGUCUUCCACCAAAUUGGGAAGAGCACAAGGACCCCUCCACCGGUAAGGUGUUUUACUACAAUAAGGUCACGAAGGAGACCUCUUGGGACAAACCGAAAGGUGCAGCAUCGCCGGCAGCGCCAAGCCCGCUGGGAGGUUUACCGCCCGAGUGGGAGGAGCACAAAGAUCCGGGCAGUGGGAAGACGUUUUACUACAACAAAGAGACGUCUUGGGAGAAGCCUGCGGGAGCAGCAGCUGAGCUGGCAGCCGGAGGCUUACCUCCGCAUCUUGUCUGCAAGCGAUCCUCGCGAAGUGACGUAGAAGGGAACUGGGAAGAGCACAGCGAUCCAUCAUCGGGGCUGCUUGGCAGAGACAAGCUGAUGUACACCAAAGACAGUGCGAAGGAUCUAGCCUUGAAUGGUCUCGACGCACUGAGGAAGAGCUUCUACUACAACACAAUCACAAAGGAGACACGUUGCUCGGCCGGAGGAAUGUCUGUCAGAUUUCACCUCUUGCCAGAAGAUGCUGACGGAUGGGCAUCAUGA
Messenger RNA from Symbiodinium sp. CCMP2592, 2955 nucleotides. NCBI's taxonomy places the organism in Eukaryota, Dinophyceae, Suessiales, Symbiodiniaceae. The record is from the annotation of a GenBank genome assembly.